GAGAAGAGGACAAAGAUACUCAGAGAGAAAAAGUAAAGGACAGAAGAAGGAGACUGGAGAGACCAGGAUCCUUCCAGCUGAACAAAGUCAGCCGCAAAACAGACUAGCCAGCAGGCUGCAAUUGGAGCCAGAGUGCCAAAGACAUGGGUUUGUUAGAGUGCUGUGCUAGAUGUCUGGUAGGGGCCCCCUUUGCUUCCCUGGUGGCCACUGGAUUGUGUUUCUUUGGAGUGGCACUGUUCUGUGGAUGUGGACAUGAAGCUCUCACUGGUACAGAAAAGUUAAUUGAGACCUAUUUCUCCAAAAACUACCAGGACUAUGAGUAUCUCAUUAAUGUGAUUCAUGCUUUCCAGUAUGUCAUCUAUGGAACUGCCUCUUUCUUCUUCCUUUAUGGGGCCCUCCUGCUGGCCGAGGGCUUCUACACCACCGGCGCUGUCAGGCAGAUCUUUGGCGACUACAAGACCACCAUCUGCGGCAAGGGCCUGAGCGCAACGGUAACAGGGGGCCAGAAGGGGAGGGGUUCCAGAGGCCAACAUAAAGCUCAUUCUUUGGAGCGGGUGUGUCAUUGUUUGGGAAAAUGGCUAGGACAUCCCGACAAGUUUGUGGGCAUCACCUAUGCCCUGACUGUUGUAUGGCUCCUGGUGUUUGCCUGCUCUGCUGUGCCUGUGUACAUUUACUUCAAUACCUGGACCACCUGCCAGUCUAUUGCCUUCCCUAGCAAGACCUCUGCCAGUAUAGGCAGUCUCUGCGCUGAUGCCAGAAUGUAUGGUGUUCUCCCAUGGAAUGCUUUUCCUAGCAGGUUUGUGGCCAACCUUCUGUCCAUCUGCAAAACAACCGAGUUCCAAAUGACCUUCCACCUGUUUAUUGCUGCAUUUGUGGGUGCUGCAGCCACACUAGUUUCCCUGCUCACCUUCAUGAUUGCUGCCACUUACAACUUUGCCGUCCUUAAACUCAUGGGCCGAGGCACCAAGUUCUGAUCUCCCAUAGAAAUCCCCCUUUGUCUAAUAGCGAGGCUCUAACCACACAGCCUAUAGUGUUGUGUCUCCUGUCUUAACUCUGCCUUUGCCACUGAUUGGCCCUCUUCUUACUUGAUGAGUAUAACAAGAAAGGAGAGUAUUGCAGUGAUUAAUCUCUCUCUGUGGACUCUCCCUCUUAUGUACCUCUUUCAGUCAUUUUGCUCCACAGUGGGCUCCUGCUAGAAAUGGGGAAUACCUGAGAAGGUGAUUCCCCCGCUGCAAGUCGCAGAGGAAUGAAAGCUCUAAUUGAGUUUGCAAGCAUCUCCUGAAGGCCAGGAUGUGCUUCCUUCUCAAAGGGCACUUCCAUUGAGGAAAACAAAGUGGAAAGAAAGAUUCUCAGGUAGAAAGCAGGAAUGUCCUUGGUCUCCUUGCCAUCAGUAGGAGUCAAAUAUAUUCUCUUUGAGGCACAAAACCAAGAACUCACUCUUUUCUUCCUAGUUCCACUGAAGACAGAAGGAAAUAAGCAAUAGCAUUUGCCCAAAUCUGCCUCCUGCAGCUAGGAGAAGGGGGUCAAAGCAAGGAUCUUUCACCCUUAGAAAGAGAGCUCUGACGCCAGUGGCAAUGGACUAUUUAAGCCCUAACUCAGCCAACCUUCCUUACAGCAUUAGGGAGCACAGUGUCUAUUUAGACAAAGUGGGGCCUGGAGGAGGGGGGCAUCAUCUGUCCUUACAGCUCAUUAGGAAGAGAAACAGAGUGUUGUCAGGAUUGGCUCACUCCCUUCUCCCUGAUAACAGCUACCAUGACAACCUUGUGGUUUCCAAGGAGCUGAGAAUAGAAGGGAACUAGCUUAUAUAAAAUAAGACUGUGACCUAAGGAGCAUCAGUUGGGGGAUGCUAAAGGUGUAAAUUGAGAUGCCCUCUGGCAGAUGCAAAACACUUAACUCUUUGGAUAGCAUCUCCCCCUACCCCAUCAGUUGUGUCCUCUUGGCCUCUGGCACAAUAUCUUCACAAUGGUGCUCUUUUCCUUGGGUUUUAUCCAUUCACUUACAGCAGGUGAUUAGAGGAUUUUGAUUAGUUUCAGAAUGAUUCCUGUUUCAUAUUUCCCAGUUGUUUAUCUCUUGUUUGGAGCUGUACCAGAAAGAACUGGAGAAUGAUUCUUUGAGCAUAGUUCUUUUUUAAAAGAAAAAAGAAAAACUGGACAGUAAGCAUCACAAAAAUAUUUGAAAUUGUGUAGUCCCAUGAAAUGAUUGGGAUUUUCCCCAAGUAUUCUACCUUUUGUAGAACUAGGCUUGGUAAAUUUGAACCUCCAUUUGAAUAACCUGUCCAAUAUUUUCUUUUCUAAUGAAUGACAGAUGAUUUUACUUGCUAAUAUUAUCUCAGCAUUUUGAAAGUUUAGGCUUAGCAUAGAGGUUAUUGUGUCUUGGUAUAUAUAGGUCACAUAAUAGAUUUCAGCAGCUGCCAGCUGUUUAGUUGGUGAGCUUCCAGAGAGCUCUGGAGACAUGGUGAGGACAGACAGAAUUGGAAACCUGAAGAACUCCCAGAUUUCAGGCUUAUCCUGUACUUGUUAACUUUGGGUGGAAGAAAGAAAAGCAAAGAAAGAAAGGAAAAGCCUCUGAUCUGUUUUUACUGAAGGAAAAAUUACUGUAGAUUUUUUUUUGUAGAUUUGUGCUGUCAUUCCCCAAAGUGCUUUUGUCAUGUUGAAAGAGAUAUAAGGAUUUAGAAGAAGAUACUUGAGACUUGUUCUUGGGCCAGUAUAUAAGGUAAACUAGCAGGAUGCACAGUAGUGAGGAGAGCUUAAAGGACCUGGAAGAAACCAAUCAAGAUAAAGGAAGGUGAAAUAAUCUACAUCUUUUAUUUGGUUUGAUUUUAAUAUCAUAACAGAUAACCAACCACUCCCUGAAAACCUCACACGUAUAUAUACACACACGCAUGCACAUACAAAGAGAGUUAAUCAACUGCAAGUGUUUCCUUCAUUUCUGAUAUAGAAUUUUGAUUUUAACAACAUAAAGGAUAAACUUUUAGAAACUCAUCUUACAAAAUGUAUUUUAUAAAAUUAAAGAAAAUAAAAUUAAGAAUGUUCUCAAUCAAA
Messenger RNA from Rattus rattus (black rat), 3041 nucleotides. RefSeq names its product proteolipid protein 1 (gene Plp1). The record is from RefSeq and is a predicted model, not a curated record. Gene Ontology annotation, molecular function: structural constituent of myelin sheath. Gene Ontology annotation, cellular component: plasma membrane; myelin sheath. NCBI's taxonomy places the organism in Eukaryota, Metazoa, Chordata, Mammalia, Rodentia, Muridae. Gene Ontology annotation, biological process: central nervous system myelination; axon development.